This is a messenger RNA of Humulus lupulus (European hop), 672 nucleotides long. RefSeq lists its product as uncharacterized. The coding region runs from base 1 to 672 and encodes 223 amino acids. The record is from RefSeq and is a predicted model, not a curated record. Lineage: Eukaryota; Viridiplantae; Streptophyta; Magnoliopsida; Rosales; Cannabaceae. The transcript has 2 exons.
AUGGCCCUUGCUGCGAAAAACAAAUAUGGUUUUAUCGAUGGUUCAAUACCUCGCCCAGAACCUGGUAAUCCUCUUCUCAAUUCUUGGAUUCGUUGCAAUAACAUGGUGAUGUCUUGGUUAUUACACUCUGUUUCUACUGAAAUAUCUCAGAGCAUAAUGUUCUUUGAUUUUGCUUCUGAUAUGUGGCAUGAUCUUGCUGAAAGAUUCAAUGAGGGAAAUGGACCCCAAAAUUUUCAAUUACAAAAUCAACUCACAAGUCUGCAACAAGGUGAUCAAUCUGUCACCUCCUAUUUUACCAGACUAAAAUCUUUAUGGGAUGAACUCAAAGAGUUCCAACCCAACACUACUUGCACUUGUGGUGCAAUGAAAGCACUUCUUGAUUACUACAAUCAAAACCAGGUCCUCCAGUUCUUGACAGGUCUGAAUGAGUCAUAUUCAUCUGUACGAGCUCAGAUCCUUCUCAAUGAACCAAUUCCGACCCUAUCUAGAGUGUAUUCCAUGAUUGUUCAAGAAGAGCGCCAAAGAACUCUUGGUUCUUCUAAUCUUUCUUCACUGGCCUCUUCCAUUCGUCCUCCUUCUUCGAACAAUUCAUCCCGAGCAAAGAAGCCUCGACCCUCUUGCUCCAACUGUGGCAAACCAGAAGAAACAAAACAAAGGCAAAGCUGCUACUAA